Messenger RNA from Ostertagia ostertagi, 189 nucleotides. NCBI's taxonomy places the organism in Eukaryota, Metazoa, Nematoda, Chromadorea, Rhabditida, Trichostrongylidae. The record is from the annotation of a GenBank genome assembly.
AUGAAUAAUGUCCAAAUGAACAGAGCAGCUGUGCAGGACGAGGACCGUAUAGCGGCGGUUGUAAUUUUUAUUACGGCAUUUAUUGGUCUCAUACUCAACGCAUUCAUCGCCAUCUAUAUACGACGCCUCGCAGUACUCCGAAAUUCUUUUGGACGACUACUUCAGCUACAGGUGAUUGCAGAAAAUUGA